ACCAUUGUAUUUACUUAUUUAAAAAUAAAAAAAAUUUUGUUGACUGUCUUUUUAAUUAAUAGUUGGUUUGAUCUUCGUAACGCACGCGACCUUACUAGGAAAACACAGUUUGAAUGAUACGAGAAGUUUUGAAAUACGUUGAAAAGCAACCACAAUGAAAUGUGAUAAUUUUUUUUUCUUAUUGGUGUUGUUGAUCAGAUUCAAUCCACUCUAAUCAAUUAUGAAAUAAUUUUUCUCUAGAAACACUCAUGUAGAGUUUCUUAAUUUCGUACAGCUUACGUCUCUUGCGUAUUUUUGGCAUGCUUGCUAGGAUAGUGUUGUAAGAGCCAUUUCACAACAUACUGUUUUAUAAAUUGACCUGUCUAUGAAAUCUUAUGGAGCGGUGGUGUCAAGACCUAUAUGAGGGAAGAUUUUAACGACUUAGUUUUCCAAAAAAAAACAGAUACAAAUAAAAAUUUAGUUGGAUCAAUAAAAAUCUUCUGUUAUGUUAAUUGUAAACCUGAAGUCUAUUUAAAAGGAAAAGGCGCAUUUUUUGACACGCGUGAUAUAAUAAAGUGUAAGAGAUGGUUACAAUUACUUAAGCAGCGUGUUAACGGGAUUCGUGUCUUUUUGAAGUUAUUUAAACGGAUUUCGAUAUUUUUGGUAAAGUUUUUGUACGUAUUGACUAUAAAAAUCAUUGGCGAGGAUUGACGUUCUCAUGUCGUUUCCUUCUAGUUAUGUAUCAUUAAUAAACUCAAUACCUCUCGCUAAAUUUCCAAUAAUCCACAUUUAAAAAUUUUUUAAUUUAAGUGUGCUGUUCAUUUGUUUAUUUUUUUAACUCGCUAUAAAAAGAGACUUUUACCGUUUAUACGGCACUUUAUAAGAAAGGUUCUUUUUAGUGAUUACAGUCAAUACUUAAUUUUUUUUAUUUUUCUAUAAAAUUAAAUGGAUAUUUUUUGUUGGUAAAACAACAUGUUUUAAAUAAUGAGUGAAAAUAGCUAACUUUGGUUAACUGUUUUUCAAAAAAUGGUAUUAUACAACAAUUCAGAUGGUCAAUGUUCAUCGCUUGAUGUCAACAAUAAAAACGCAGAGUCUUUGUCGGAAAUUGCGUCCAAUAUGCAAUCCUUUGGUUCAUCAAUGUCUUAUGCUCUACACAAUCCUACGAACGUCAAAGAAUGUCAUACAAGAAAGAUAGAUGAAGAUGAAGCUCGAUAUGUUAGUACACAAGUGAAUGAACAUGAUGAGGUGGUUUCAAUUGAAAAUGAAGAUGUUUUAUUAACUAACACAGUAGUUGCUGCUAGUCCUUUAAAAAAAAAAAGCUCCAAGGAAAUUUCGAAUGAAACAGAUUUAUUGGAUGGAGAUAAUGUAACAAAAGGACAUUUCAAAAAGAGAGUUCCUUUAAUUGUAUCACAACAGGGAACGAAUGAUAAUUUUUUUCACCGUCGCCAUCGUCAAGGUCGAUCAAAAACAGGGCCGACGUCUACAAUUGCGUUCCCAUGCCGAGUGCCGCGCGGUCAAAUGAUGAAGACAUGCAAUAUAUCUUCUUUUGGUAACGGAGCAACAUUAAUACCCUUAAAUAAACCUGUGGAAUCAGUGGAUAGAACGGUCUCGCUAGAUCCAGUAAAUGGUAAAACAUCUUUGAAACAUCAACGUAAUGAAUGGAUAACAGUUUUCAAAAGAAUGUUUCGUGAUUUAGCGCAAGAAUCGGAUACAACAAAACAGACCAUUGAUAAAGAUUUUUUUCUAGAAUAUUUCCCAUUACCGGGAGUUAUUGGAGAAAGACUUUUUGAUUUGUUUGAUGUUGAUAAAUCCAAAACAAUAGAUUUCGAUGAAUUUUUCCGCGGCCUUUCUAUAAUUUAUAAUGGAACACUGGAAGAAAAAAAGCGCUUUUUAUUUAACAUGUACGAUUUAGAUAAUAAUGGCCGAAUUUCUCGUGCUGAAGUAAGUGCUUUAUUAUCACAUAUACCUGUGGCAUUCAAAGUUUUACAACAAGUGGCUCAAUGUCAUGCUGACGCUGUUCAACCUUGUAUCAAUGCAGAAGACACGCACCCCAUUGUGCAGAAAAAGUAUCCCUCUAAAACGUUAGAGGGUCACAUCAAUUCAUUAGUUCAAUCCAUUUUUUCUGAGAAUUCUAUUGAGCACCAUCCAACACCUUCUUUUUUAGGCGCUAAGGAAAAAGAAGACACUUCUGAACUGAGUUUUGAUGAAUUUUGUGUAGCCUUAGAGAAAAGCAAGGAGAUUUCAGAUGUUUUAGCACUCUUUUAUGAUGACGCUAUGCCAGAUUUACCUAUACCAGUAGAAGCUUUCACGGUUUCGUCUUUAAAAGAUACGAAAACACUUUUUUCAACGUGUAAAGUGGAUGUCACUCAAACAAAAGAAAAAGGCUGGUUUUUUUCAAAAAUCAUUCGUUUCUUUUCUUAUUUCAACUGGAUAAAGUUCUCUAACACUCUUCCGACUCCACAAGUGGAUUAUUUCAAGACAAAAGACCAGUUACAGACUACUGCAGCAAACGACGAUUCUUCCUUCCAUUGUAAAAAGGCUUUGUCCUCUAUGACAGUAGAACAAAAAUAUAGUUGGAGUGAUUUUUAUGAUAUGCCAAACUCGUUGAAUUUACAAAUACAACAUGCACCUUUUCAAGUGGCAACGUUAUCAGGAUGGUUAUACAAAUUAGGACGUAUCUUCAAUGUGAAAUGUUAUCGAUUUUAUGUCCUGCGCGAUCAGUUUCUCUAUUAUUUUACAUCCAAAAAUUCUUUAACACCACGCAAUGUUAUGUUUUUACGCGGAGCACGCGUGUCUUCGGUGUGUGUGACAGAUCAGAAACGUCCAACGUUUGCUUUUGAUUUAAAACUCUCGUAUCAUAGGCAGAGGUUUAAAAGGUUUUAUGCUCAAAAUCGAGAGGAAAGAGAUGAAUGGGUUGACACAUUGUCACGUGUUGCAUGUACCAGCCGUUUUCACGAAGAAUAUUUUAUCCAGAAAUUUUUAGGGAGGGGAAGGUUUGCAGUUGUUUAUGAAGGAAUAGGAAAACGAACACAAGAGCUGGUGGCAAUCAAAAUUAUUCCUAAAUCACUUCAUAGUAAAAAGAAAAGAAAUAAUGCUUUUUUGAGAACGGAAGUUUGUGUAUUAUGGUUAACUCAGAAGCAUCCCAACAUUGUACGUCUUAUCGACGUUCACGAAUCUUCUGAGCAUGUAUACGUUGUGAUGGAAUGGGUUUCGGAUGGUGAUUUAUCAACAUUACAAAAAGAAUUUUUGAGUCAUGAAAAUCAUACUUGCUUUUGUUCUACCAUAACAUCGCGUUCCACUCCUACAGUCAUAACAACAGAAAUACUAGCAGAAAUUGUUGCUUGGACAGUUGCACGUGGGGUAUUACAAGGUCUUGCUUGUUUACACCGUUACAAUAUUGUGCACCGUGAUUUGAAACCAGAAAAUAUUUUACUAGUGUUUCGAAAAGACAAUCCCCAAACCUGUUUAGAAGUUUCAGAGGGUUGUGCUAAACAAUCGAUCGGUGACGUACCCAACCAGCGUGAACUGUGUCCUUGUCGCGCUUGCGGUUUAUGCUGUAAAGUGCGAGCAUUAAGCACAGUAAAGUUGACGGAUUUCGGACUAUCUGCAAUAUUGAAUCCUGAAGGAAGAGCGCAAGAACCUCUAGGAACUCUAUGUUACGCAGCACCUGAAGUCAUUGGCGCACGUCCUUAUAGCAAACCCGUGGAUUUAUGGGCACUUGGUGUUGUAACAUAUCAUCUUUUAAGUGGGUACCGACAGUUGCCUUUUGAUAGAUCCCAAGAAGAUCAAUUAGCAAAUUGUAUUGAUUCCGCUGAUUAUUCUUUCGAACCUGAAUCUUACUGGAAUCAAAUCUCCCCAACGGCUAAGGACUUUGUACGCACCCUUUUACGUCAUACUCCAUGCUUACGUCCGACAGCUGUUGAAGCACUACAGCACGCAUGGUUCUCAUAACCUGAAGAGCGACAUCAUGUCGACUCCUUUCCGGGGUUGAACUCGCUCACGCGACAC
Messenger RNA from Hylaeus volcanicus, 3987 nucleotides. RefSeq names its product RAC family serine/threonine-protein kinase homolog. The transcript is spliced from 14 exons. The coding region runs from base 1006 to 3930 and encodes 974 amino acids. Gene Ontology annotation, biological process: protein phosphorylation. NCBI's taxonomy places the organism in Eukaryota, Metazoa, Arthropoda, Insecta, Hymenoptera, Colletidae. Gene Ontology annotation, molecular function: calcium ion binding; protein kinase activity; ATP binding. The record is from RefSeq and is a predicted model, not a curated record.